This is a messenger RNA of Didymosphaeria variabile, 1563 nucleotides long. RefSeq lists its product as uncharacterized. The record is from RefSeq and is a predicted model, not a curated record. The transcript has a single exon. The coding region runs from base 1 to 1563 and encodes 520 amino acids. Lineage: Eukaryota; Fungi; Ascomycota; Dothideomycetes; Pleosporales; Didymosphaeriaceae.
AUGAGCAGCACAUUCUGUCUAGCCACCAUUCCACGAGAAGAAGGCAGGCCACCCGUAACCAUAAGGCUAUGGAAAGGCGACAUAACCACCCUUGCGCCUGGUACAACAGCCGUUACCAACGCAGCGAAUUCCCAAAUGCUCGGUUGCUUCCAGCCUACGCAUAGAUGCAUUGAUAACGUGAUACACUCCUGGGCCGGCCCUCGCUUACGACAGGAAUGCUUCGAUAUUGCUUCAGCGAAACAAGAUUAUCAGGACGCCUUGCCCGUGGGUGACGCUGUCACCACAAAAGCUUAUUGCUUGCCUUGCGACUAUGUCAUACACACUGUCGGGCCACAGCUUGAGCGGGGCUCGUAUCCGAGCGAUGUUGAGAGACGACAGCUUAGUCAAUGCUACUACUCAGUCCUCGAUGAGGCGGACAGGUUACCCGAAUCAUCGGAAGGUAAAAGCGUGGCUCUUUGUGGUAUCUCGACAGGCCUAUUCGCUUUUCCGUCUAGGCUUGCGGCUAGUAUUGCGGUAGGAACAGUUGCAGCCUGGUUCGCCCACCAUCCGGAGGCAACCGUCUCGGACGUCCUUUUCGUGACCUACACUGAGGAUGACCACGAAAUAUACAAAACCCUUCUUGACCAACCCCGACCUCCCUGGAUUGUGAACACUGGCGAGCCUGCAAGAGCAUUCUCACUCACGAGUUCGACAAUAGAAACGGCUCGCUCCUGGCUCGCUGAAGCCGAGAUCAUCAUCGUCAGUGCAGGUGCCGGCCUUUCUGCCGCAGAUGGACUCGAUUACACUUCCCGCACAUUGUUUCAGAAACACUUUCCCGCGUUCCUCCAGUACGGUCUCGAACGCUUGUAUGACGUGUUUGGUUUCGUGGAUUGGCCCUCAGACCGUGUCAAAUGGGGCUAUUACUUCACACAUCUCGAGAUGAUACGGAAUUGGCAACGGUCCAAGCUGUACGGGCAGCUCCUCGGAUGGCUGGACCCGUUUGGCGACAAUGUCCAUGUCAGGACAUCGAAUGCAGACGGACUCUUCGUUGCAAAUGGCUGGGACGAGGCGAAGUUGUCUACACCACAAGGGCAAUAUUACUACUUCCAAUGCGUGGCUAAGUGCACGCCAGAAUCGUACUGGGCGUCAACACCAUAUCUCGACAAGGCGCUGCCACUAAUAGAUCCAGUCACACAGUCCUUGAAAGAUGAUUCUGCCGUGCCGAGGUGCGAGAACUGCGGCGGGGAUCUGUUCAUUUGCGUCAGAGCAGCGGACUGGUUUAAUCAAAACCCCUACCAAGCUGGAGAGACGUGCUGGAAGAAGUUCAAAAGACGUGUCUUGAGCGGUGACGGGGGAAAGACAGUCAUUCUUGAACUAGGUGUCGGCAUGAAUACGCCGGGGAUUUUGAAAUGGCCCAAUGAGGAUCUUGUCCGUCAAGGCAAUGGAAAGGUGAAGCUCGUCCGAUUAGCAGUGGGAAGCCAUGCUGAGGUACCAUGGGAUCUCGAAGAAGCGGAGUUGGCAACCAGCAUUGACGGCAACAUCAGCGUUACGCUUCCUUCAAUCCUCCUAGCUGGCCGUUCCUGA